Molecule: messenger RNA, 1975 nt
Organism: Drosophila grimshawi
Lineage: Eukaryota; Metazoa; Arthropoda; Insecta; Diptera; Drosophilidae
Product: coiled-coil domain-containing protein 149
Exons: 6
Coding region: 180-1826 (548 amino acids)
Source: RefSeq, a predicted model, not a curated record
AUACGCGGAAGGAAUUGCGACAAUUGAAAGCGAGCAGAAUUAACAAAAUUUGUGUUUCACUUGAAUUUGACAACAGUAAAUACAUAAAAAAAAAAUAUAUAUAAUGCCAUAGAACGUAUAUAGUUUUUGGGCUGGUUCAUGUCAACCGUUACGAGCUUACAUCGCUUGAGGUGGAACAUAUGGCGACAUACGGCAUCGGCAUGGACUUGGAUGAUGGUCAGAGUAAUGCCAGCAACAGCAACUGUAACAGUAACGGUGUCAAUGCCAAUCAAUACGAAUUCACAAUUGGUGGCAAUAUGGAGACCUACAACGUGGAGAACUCUGCGGUGCAUCGAAAGCUGCAGAGUAAAGUGGAAGCAUUGCGCAUCCUGCGCCAGGAGCUGGAGCAAUUUCGCGUGGAACGUGAUCAGUACAAAUUGAUGGCCGAGACGCUCCAGUUGCGCUAUUCGGCGAUGAAACGUAGCAGUGAACUGCUGGCAGGGAGUGGAGGAGCCUGCGGCGCAUUGAGUCAGAAUUCGAGCCUGGCUGCGCUGCUGCACGAGACGCGCGAAUUGAAUCUCAAGUUGAGCACCGAGGUGGAGGGUCUGAAGCAACGUCUUGGCGAGCUCCAGGGCGACAUGGAGCUGCUGCGCGAACGAGAGGCAAAUAGUAAAUCUCGACUGCAAGCGCUGGUCAGUGAAAAUGCUGCGCACAACAAGGAGGAGCUGCAAUGGAAACGGGAGCGGGCAGAUUUUAUUUGUCAUCUGGAGAAUCUAAAAAAGAGGAACACACAAUUGGCAUUCGAUCUGAAGGCGAUCAUCGACGAAAAGGAGGAACUCAUGACGGAACGCGAUGCCUACAAAUGCAAGGCGCACAGGCUCAACCAUGAAUUAUUGGUUGCCCUAAAAGCCAACAAAAUGCACCCAAAGCUACUGGACAUUGACGGUGUGCUACUGGAGAAUAAGUACCUGCAUGAGCGCGUUAAGAUUCAGGAUAAUGAGCUGGAACUAACCAAGCAGUCUGUCAGCAAGUAUAAGACCAUGCUGGAAGCAAAGCGAAAAAGGGGCAUUGUCAAGCUAGGAGGAAGCACAAGUGAUGAAACCAUAUUAAGUCCCAGACAAGUAAAAACAAUACUGGAGAGUGGCAUUGAUUUGCCAGGUAAAACAGAGACAAUUCACGAUUUGAAGUCCCUGUGUUUGGCGCUACUGGACAACCUGAACGACAAGAAUCUGGCGCUGACGCAUCAGAAGCGAACAAACAAAAUACUUGCGAGUAAAAUGCAGGAACUGGAACGGCGUUGGCAGCAACUCUUAAGCGGUGACUCGGAUAAUACCGCCAUGGAGGAAGACGAUGAGGAGCUUGGGUAUGCGCCCUCACAGUUACUGCUCAAUGGGUACUGCGCCGCCAUGGUCGAUGAUCCAGGAACAGAGGCUGCUGAAACAGAACCAUCUGCUGCUGCUACAGCUGCAGAGCAAACAAAUACUAUACCAUCCGAGCCAUAUGAAAAUAUACCUAGUGUCAAAGGGUGCUUGGGUGUACUGCAGUCAGAUGAUGGCAUGUCCUCGCUGUCAUCGGAGUCAGCCGAUUCAUCUGUGUAUGGACUGAAUGAUCUGUCCAUCAAUGCGUAUAAAUCAUCGUCGGCAACGACGGAUUCGGGCAAUUGUGGUUUCGCUUGCAAUGGCACUCCGCGCAUAUCCAGCGCUGUGGCAAGGGAACGGAUGGAGGAUCUUAAGGAUCUGCCGCCACACUUGGCGGCACUAGUCCAAAAGGCUCUGCACGAUUUAGAUAUGCGAGACCUUGAGGCGAUGGUAACGAUACGCGCAGAGAAUGCUGCAACAAUGCAUUAGUUGUUAACUAUAGACCUGUUCAAUAUAUAUGUAUAAUUUAAAUAUGGAGUAUCAUACAUUAAUAGCAUAUCACUACUAAGUGAAUACGAAUUAUUAACUAUAUAUUUAUCUAAUAUUUACAACGUACAAUAAACAGAUUUCUGCAUAAA